AUGAGCAGCUCGGAAGAGGAAUGGAUUCUCACAGCGAAAACGGAACCGACAAAGCUUUUGCAUAUGGUGCAGAGAUUCGCAUUCCCAGAUGAAUUGAUGGCGAGUUUAAGCGACAAAAUACUCAUGGAAUGGACAGCGCAAUGGAGACGAGAUUGCGUGCUGGCGAGUCUCAUCGCGUACCGCAGUAGAUCAGACGACAGAGGAACACUCAAAUGGCUAGAUGAUUGGAAAGCACGCUUUGCUAGAGCACCGCCCCACAACUUGGCCCCGUUAGUGGAUAGUCGUGAUGACUGGGUCAAGUUACGCAGCAGGGGCUACGGACAAGAUGAGAUCCUCAAACUAUGUGACGUAGGAAACAAGCGCCGGCUGGCCCAGCAUCUCAUGUGCGCCCUAAUUUUUGAAAAAGAAAUUAGAGCGAUAACAGCACGAGAAUCGGACAGUGAGAACGGUGCAUUGACGCGGCUCCAACGACACUUGUUCGCACUGCGGACAGUGUCGGAGUUCCAUACUGCGUAUUCAGCGGACAAUAACUCGGUGGAUUGGUAUGCCCUCGCGCGCUACUUCUCCACGGCCCUAGAGCAAGGGGGGCCAGAGCGCGGCCACCCAUAUUAA
This is a messenger RNA of Phytophthora infestans T30-4, 612 nucleotides long. RefSeq lists its product as uncharacterized. The coding region runs from base 1 to 612 and encodes 203 amino acids. The record is from RefSeq and is a predicted model, not a curated record. The transcript is spliced from 2 exons. Lineage: Eukaryota; Oomycota; Peronosporomycetes; Peronosporales; Peronosporaceae.